AUGAAAUUCCCGCGCCUCGACUUCACUUUUCCCGCUCAGUAAACCCUAAUCAGAGAUGGGACAGAAGCAACAAGCCUCUGCUGAUCCAUGCCCCAAAACUAAGAAAAAGCGUCGCGUCGUCUUCUCCGCCAUCGAUACUGGUGUUGCAGCAAAAGAUUGCAUCAAAAUCUACCUUGUUUGUACCAAAGAGGAAGUGGGAAGUACAGAUUGUCUUUGUAUUGACCCAGUUGACUUGAACAACUUCUUUGAGGACGAAGAGGGAAAGAUUUAUGGUUACCAAGGCUUGGAGAUUACCGUAUGGUUCAGCAUUGUCUCAUUUCAGGCCUACGCGGAUAUUGUUUUUGAGAGUACGUCUGAUGGCGGUAAGGGUGUUACAGAUCUGAAAUCUGCACUUCAGAAUAUAUUUGCCGAGACUCUUGUGGACAACAAAGAUGAAUUCCUUCAAACUUUUUCGAAGGAUGUCAAUUUUAUUGGAUCCCUGGUUGCAGAUGGAGAAGUACUGUAUCCUAAAGAUUCCUCCAACGGGCAAUUUUUCAUUUCUAACUUUCAUUUACAAGCAGCUAAUUCUGAUUUGGAGGUCUUUCGAUUGGCUAUGGACAAUAUGGCUGGAAGAAACCUCUAUAGUCGCUUGGUUCCUCUUGCUCUUCUUCUUAUUGAUGGUAGCAGCCCUAUUGAUGUUUCUGAUCCAAGAUGGGAGUUGUAUGUCCUUAUUCAGAAGAACAAUGGUCAAAUGGGGCAAACACAUCCUACAUUGCUAGGAUUUGCUGCCCUUUAUCGCUUCUACCACUAUCCUGACAGUUCUCGCUUGCGUCUGAGCCAGAUACUUAUUCUCCCUCCUUACCAGCGCAAGGGCUUUGGGUUUUUCCUUUUAGAGGUGCUGAACAAUGUUGCAAUAUCAGAAAAUGUUUAUGACUUUACCAUUGAAGAGCCAUUAAGUCAGCUACUACAGAUGCGAACUUGCAUUGAUGUUAGACGUCUGCGGGGAUUUGGCCCCAUUCAAGAAGCUGUAGAAUCUGCCGUUUCUCAAUUUAAACUUGGGAAGCUAUCAAAGAAGGUUUCCUUCCCUCCGCUUUUACCCCCAACUGCGGCUAUUGUAGAUGUUAGAAAAAGUUUGAAAAUUACGAAGGAACAGUUCUUACACUGUUGGGAGAUACUAGUCUUUUUAGGUCUCGAACCCGACAAGCACAUGGAAGAUUUUAUUCUUGCAGUUUCAAGUAGAAUGCGAGAUGAAUUGCUUGGUGAAAGCUCAGACGCCGAAGGGAAACAAGUGAUCGAUGUUCCUACUGAUUAUGAUCAAGAGAUGUCAUUUGUAAUGUUCAGAUCAACGAGCAAUGCGACUAGCAUUGAGGCGGAUGAAUACCGGGCUAAUCAAGAAGAACAACUCAAAAAGCUAGUAGACGAUAGAGUGAAAGAAAUCAAGCUGAUUGCACAAAAGGUAUCUGCAGUUUAAUUCCCGAACAUAUCACGCCUUUUUAGAGCUCUCUUUUAACAAAAAUCUGUUCACUGAAGCAGCAGAUUGUUUAUUAUUCGUCCCCGAUUAAUUGGGAUGAACAGAUUACCAGGGUUUUUCCAGAAUCGAGGAAAGUUUGCCGUAACUUUCUGAGUUCUUCGACCUUGAAUCUUGACUAAAGUAUCACAAUUCCUUGUACCAUAUGAAUUAGUGUAUUUGUCACUGUAGGAAAGGGCCAGAGGAAAGUAGUCUGUACUAGGAUCUAAAUGGAUAGACAUUUUGCCGUAAAAAUGGUGUCAACUAUGGCCAAUCAGCUGUAUGAUGUCGACUUUGGCUAGCUUGAUAAUGGCUUGUGAUAUGAUCUCGAAUAUAAGUUAUUUCCAUAUUGAACUAUUA
Messenger RNA from Cucurbita maxima (winter squash), 1846 nucleotides. RefSeq names its product histone acetyltransferase type B catalytic subunit-like. Lineage: Eukaryota; Viridiplantae; Streptophyta; Magnoliopsida; Cucurbitales; Cucurbitaceae. Gene Ontology annotation, molecular function: histone H4 acetyltransferase activity. Bases 56 to 1450 code for a protein of 464 amino acids. Gene Ontology annotation, cellular component: nucleus. Gene Ontology annotation, biological process: subtelomeric heterochromatin formation. The transcript is spliced from 10 exons. The record is from RefSeq and is a predicted model, not a curated record.